CUGUCCAACAUGGAGAAGGUGGAAUUGGAUGUUAAGAACCUGCAGCAGGAGGUGGAGCUACUGAACAAGCGGAAGAAAUCAGUGAAUGCAGAGAUUGUUGCUGUCCAGGAGGAUCUUCAAGGGAAAAAGGAAGAACUGGAAGCACUGAAAAGAGAACUGAAUGACUCGAGGCAGCAGCUGCACCUUGUGGCACAGGAUUUGGAGAACAACUCCAGGCAGCAGGAGGAGCUGCUCAGAGAGCAAGCAGCCCUGAAGGAAGAGAUCCGAGGGUAUUUAAGGAAACGUAAGGAAUGCCAGGAGAGGCACAAGAGGAGGGAGAACCGACUGCAGCAGCUCCAGAAAAAGAUUGAAGAGAAGGAAACAGAACUCGCCCAACAGGAAUUGGUUCUUCAUCGCCUCAAGCAAAACUCAGAGCAUGAAGGGAAGAAACUGGAAGAAUGUGCAGCUAAAAUGAAGGAUCAGAAAAUCCUAUUGGAAAAGGAACUAGCAGAUCAACACAAGAAACUGGAGCAGGCAAUAGCUCAAGUCAAGCUGGCAGAAGAGAGCCUUGAGAAGCUGGAAGAGGAGGAAUCCCAGUGUGCAGCUCUUGAAGAAACCAUCAGAAAAAGCAAACAUCAGCUCUCAGAAAAAGAAUUACAGUUACAACAAAAAGACAGAGAAAUACAGUGUCUUCAGAAAGAACUGGAGGUCUCCAAGUGUGAGCUAAAGCAACUUCAAGGUCAGAUAGUGUCAGAGAGGAGAGAAGCAGAAAAACAAAUCUUGAGUCUGAGAGAAACACAGAAAAUGCAAAGGCUGGAGCUUGAAAGCAAACUGCAAGAGCAGAAGCAUGGAAGUGGCAGCUUGCAGAGUGCCAGGGCUGUGCCUGAGCUCCUCACCCACAGCCACUGCCCUCGAGCCGAGCGCCUCGGGGGGGACCUGGGCCAGAGCCAGGUUAAAACCCAAGACCUGGAAGAGAGACAAAGGGAAAUGGAGAGUGCAGCAACCUUGCUUAACCUGGAGGUUGAAAAUGAAAUUAGGACUGAGUUUAAAUCUUCACGCUCACCUUCUCCAGACCCAUUGGAAGAUUUGGAAGCAUCAUUGGAAGCAAAGAGGAGUCUGCAGUGUGAGAGUGAUAACUCAGAGACUGUUCCCUUCACUGCUGCUGACAGACAGCUCUUCUCCUUGGAAGAAAAGUUCAAUAUUUCCAGAGUCUUCUUACUGGAUGAGCAGUGGCGGGGAGAAGCGCUCCGGGAGAAGCUGCAGCAGCAAGAGGACAGGCUCAAGGCACAGCUGCGUUGCUGCCUGGCCAAGCAGGCCGAGGUGCUGCUGCAGGGGAAGCGGCAGACGGCCGGGAGCCUGCACAGCCUCCAGCGCCAGCUGCAGGUGCUGGACGACCUGGUCAGCAGCCCUGCUUCAGAUUCCUUCUUCCUGCCCAGCAGCCCCAGCCUGGGUGUAGCAAAAGCUCAGGUCCCCGGCAGCCCGGGAAGUGCAUUGGGAUCACCAGUGCUGCAUUCCAGCUCCCAGGGAAUCUCUUGGUGAUGGUCAGAGGUGAGAGGUGGCUUCACACCAGUUCCAACAUCCCAGGAACACGAGUGGC
This is a messenger RNA of Cinclus cinclus, 1576 nucleotides long. Its product is annotated as centriolin-like. The transcript has 10 exons. The coding region runs from base 10 to 1518 and encodes 502 amino acids. NCBI's taxonomy places the organism in Eukaryota, Metazoa, Chordata, Aves, Passeriformes, Cinclidae. The record is from RefSeq and is a predicted model, not a curated record.